Oryzias melastigma (Indian medaka) is the source of this 5858-nucleotide messenger RNA. RefSeq names its product adenosine deaminase RNA specific B1b (gene adarb1b). Lineage: Eukaryota; Metazoa; Chordata; Actinopteri; Beloniformes; Adrianichthyidae. Gene Ontology annotation, biological process: RNA processing; adenosine to inosine editing. Gene Ontology annotation, cellular component: nucleolus; cytoplasm. The record is from RefSeq and is a predicted model, not a curated record. The transcript is spliced from 12 exons. Gene Ontology annotation, molecular function: double-stranded RNA binding; tRNA-specific adenosine deaminase activity; double-stranded RNA adenosine deaminase activity. The coding region runs from base 536 to 2623 and encodes 695 amino acids.
AAAAUAAAAUAAAAUAAAAUAAAAUAAAAUAAAAUAAAAUAAACGUUUUGAGUGAGUUUCAUAUUUGUCCAGCAGAUGGCGACAAAUCCCCAUGUUGUAGGCUGAGCAGCCACAGAACAGAAGUGAUCCGUUUGAAAGCGAGUCCCCUCCGCGCCGCUAGGGGGCAGUCAAGCAUGCCCUCCCGUUAGAAUCAACACAACAAGCCUUGUAGCCGAAGAAGUGGCCGACACUGCAGCAGUGCAUGCGACCGUACAGCCGCUCUGUCAGCCUGUGUUCGUCUUUCCUCACCAGCAGCGGCGACGCGGAUGGAAAACGGAGCGCCGUCUGUGAUUUGAGGCAGCCGAGGACAGCGGACCAUCCCGACCUGCCCCGCGCCGCCCCGCGUGCAGUAUCUGGACUUCACAGAAAAUAUCUGAUAAAGAAAAAAUUGCUGGUUCCUCAUUAGAUCCCAAAGGUUUUUCCAGUGACAGUCCUUGCAGAGCCAAAAGGUGCAGCGGGGGCGAGGCUGCUCUCGGGUCAGAGCAAACCCAUCACCAUGGAUGUGGAUGAGGAAGAGAACAUGAGUUCGAGCAGCACAGAUGUUAAGGAAAACCGAAACCUGGACAACGUGUCCUGCAAAGACGGGCUGGGAGGCACUGAUCAGCUCCCGAACGGAAGCGGCCUGGCCAGUCGAAAGCGCCCCCUUGAGGAGGGUAACAAUGGCCACGCACAUUCCAAGUUCCGGGCCAAGAAGCGAAAGAAAACCCCGGGUCCGGUCCUGCCCAAGAACGCGCUGAUGCAGCUGAAUGAAAUCAAACCAGGCCUCCAGUACAAACUGCUGUCUCAGACGGGACCGGUUCAUGCGCCUGUGUUUGUCAUGACCGUCGAGGUCAACGGACAGGUGUUUGAGGGCAUGGGCCCCACCAAGAAGAAGGCCAAAUUGAACGCAGCGGAGAAAGCCCUGCGCUCCUUUGUGCAGUUCCCCAACGCAUCUGAGGCUCACAUGGCCAUGGGCCGGACUCUAACGGUGAACACGGACUUUACAUCCGACCAAGCUGACUUCCCGGACAUGCUCUUCAACGGUUUUGAGACACCAGCUGCCUCCGAUGACUCCUUCUACCUUGGCUCCAACGGUACAAAUUCCCUGGGGGAGUACCCACUGCCCACCCCACCUGGCAGCAACCUUGUUCAGGCACCAUUGCCGCCUCCAUCUGCAUUCAGCUCCCCAUCCACUGGCAAAAACCCGGUCAUGAUCCUCAAUGAGCUCAGACCAGGUCUCAAGUAUGACUUUGUCUCAGAAAGUGGCGAAAGUCACGCCAAGAAUUUUGUGAUGUCGGUAACGGUGGACACGCAGACGUUUGAAGGCUCGGGGCGCAACAAGAAGCUGGCUAAAGCCCGAGCGGCGCAGGCCGCCCUGUCCGCUCUGUUCAACAUGCAGCUAGACCAGACGCCGUCCAGACAACCCAUACCGAGAGAGGGGUUGCAGCUUCACCUACCCCAGGUUCUGGCUGAUGCCGUCUCUCGCCUGGUGGUGGAUAAGUUCAGUGAACUGACUGACAACUUUACAUCCCCCCAUGCACGACGAAAGGUCUUAGCGGGAGUCGUCAUGACAACAGGGACAGACGUGAAGGAAGCGCAGGUGAUUUGUGUCUCCACGGGAACCAAAUGCAUCAACGGUGAGUACAUGAGCGACCGAGGACUGGCGCUCAACGACUGCCACGCUGAGAUAAUCGCCCGGCGCUCGCUCAUCAGGUACCUCUACACUCAGCUGGAGUUCUUCCUCAGCAACACUAAAGAGGAGCACCAGAAGUCUAUAUUUGUGACGUGUGAGAAGGGAGGCUACAGGUUAAAGGACAACGUUCAGUUCCACCUCUACAUCAGCACCUCGCCGUGCGGGGACGCCAGGAUCUUCUCUCCUCACGAGGCCGGUGUGGAAGAUCAGGGAGACCGACAUCCUAACCGCAAAGCGAGGGGCCAGCUAAGGACAAAAAUAGAGUCUGGGGAGGGCACCAUCCCGGUGAGGUCCAGCAACACCAUCCAGACCUGGGACGGGGUGCUCCAAGGAGAGAGGCUGCUCACCAUGUCCUGCAGUGACAAGAUUGCACGAUGGAACGUGGUGGGAAUCCAGGGUUCUCUGAUGAGCUACUUCACCGAGCCCAUCUACUUCUCCAGCAUCAUCCUCGGCAGCCUCUACCACGCCGACCACCUCUCCAGGGCCAUGUACCAGCGCAUCGCAGACAUCGAGGACCUCCCACAGCCGUUCUCCCUCAACAGGCCUCUGCUCAGCGGAAUUAGCAACGCCGAAGCCAGGCAGCCCGGGAAGGCGCCGAACUUUAGCGUGAACUGGACGGUGGGCGACCAGGCUCUGGAAGUGAUCAACGCCACCACUGGGAAAGACGACAUGGGGCGCGCCUCCAGACUCUGCAAGCACACGCUGUACAGCCGCUGGGUGCGCCUGCACUCCAAGCUGUCAUCCAUCUUACGGAUCAAAGUGCCGAAGCCGAGCUCCUACCACGACGCCAAGCAGGCCGCCACGGAGUACCACUCUGCCAAGAAGGCGCUCAUCAAGGCCUUCCACAAGGCCGGCCUGGGAGCCUGGGUAAAAAAGCCCAUCGAGCAAGACCAGUUCACCCUGAGCUCCUGAGGUUCUCCCGGGACCAAGGUGGUUCCAUGCAACCACCCACUCCCCCUCCUACCCAGACCCAGGCCAGAAGCUAGAAAGACCCUUCUUCUGCUCGCCGUUUCCCUUUCCGACGUGUCGCGGCGCACGUGCACCUCGUACCUGCGCCGCCUCACAGACUGCUCAUUCCUCAGAGGACCUCAGCGUCGGGUUUUCCGUCAUCACCUUGAGUUUUUUUCACCGUCUGUCUUGAUCGUUUUAAGAUGGUUGUUUUUCAUGUCAUUUUUAAUUUGAAAACUGGAAUCACUGUGUUUUCAUCUCUAUGCUGCAGAUGUAAAAGCAGAAAUUGCAAUUCUGUCAUUUUAUCCAGUUUGAGUUCAAAUUUAGAGGAAAGAAAAGAUGCAAGAUGCAUAAAAGUCUGAGGUUUUGCAACUCAAGCUGUGCACACAUAAAAGGAGGGAAUGUGCAAACAAUCUCCUCUGGUUCUCUUUGGUAAAAGUCCUUUUAAAGUCAGGUGAUGCUCACAUGCUCAGGCUGCUUUUCCACUCCGAUCAACCAUUAGAACCCAGUUUUAUUCCAGAACCCGAAAGAACCUCCUCUACCUUUUAAGAGUAAAACAUCCAGAGAUGUGAGCUGUAAUAUAUGUCUUUUUCCUUUUUUUUAUACUUGUAAAAUUAGGGCGGAAGUAAUAGUUUGCAAAACGUAUGUAUUUAAUUUAUCGAUUAUUCUUUUAAUUUUUUUUUUUUACAUUUUUAGAAGAGUUUUUGAGAGGUUAAGUAAGAGAAUAUUUGUAGCAUUAAAACUAAAUGACUAAUUUUAACAGUUUGAAUCACGUCAAAAACACACAAAUCUGCAUGGAUUAGCGUGUGCACACUACUGGCCCAACACUUUUCAAAAACUAAAAACCUGUUUAUGUAUAUAUAUAUAUAUAUAUAUAUAUAUACUAAAAUAUUAGGAAUUUUGAUUUUAAUAGUUCAUAAUUAUAUAAGAUGAGGUAAAAGUUUUAUGUUGUGCAUCAUCUCUUUUAAGCCCCUGUAUUAAACAAAGAAAUGUCAACUGGGUGGAAAAGAGAGCAGUUAUGAAGCCAGUUUAACAUUGUUUUAUCAACUUUAAUUUUGUAAGUUAUUUCUAUGGAGCUAAAUUGGGGCCAAAAUUAUUUGAAACCCAAAUAAAAUAAAAUAAAAUGGUGAUUGGCCAAAAGAAAAUGUAAAAUGUCCAGAACUUUUUGCUAUUCAAAAAUAUACUGAAUUAUUUUUAGCUUCAAAUGUUCUGUUUUUUAGGUUUUUAAAUCUUUUUUUCACUUUCAACUCUUGUUUUUUUUUUGUUUGUUUGUUUUUUUUUUAAUCUGAACAUUUCAGAAAACCUUUGGCCUUGCUCACUUUCAAAAAAUAGUUGAAAGUGAAAAAAGUUUUAAAAGUUUUUUAAUUAAAAAUUUCAGUUUUUAAACCUUAAAAAACAGAACAUUUGAAGCAGAAUAUAAUUAUAUUUAUUUUUGAAUAGCAAAAAUUUUAGGACAUUUUACCUUUUUAUUGGCCAUACACCAAUUUUCUUUCAAUUUGUUUUAUUUGGGUUUGACAUAAUAUCGGCCUCAUUGUAGCUCCAUAUAUUUCCAGUCACUGUCAUUUCAUACUUGAACAGCAGGGGGGGUCGUGUGGACUCCGCCGCCUGGGUCUUGGGUCAGCUUGUCGAGGCGCUGCACGUUGUUUUAUUGUUUUCCUUUAUUUGAAGCCAUGGCUUUGCAUGGAAACUGAACUGAGAGGCUUGCAGAGCAGAACUCGUGCGAUGAACUCCAUCGGCGGAAAAGUUUGGAUGAAUGCCAGCAACUUCCUCCACAGGCAGCUUUGAAUCUCUGUUUUCUAGAUUUGUUUUUGAUUUUUUUUUUUUUUUUGUCUUCUGGAUCGGUACAGCAGUGAAACGAUGACUAUAGAACAUUUGUGGCACUCAUCUGUCACACCCGCUGUCAAUAGAUGUACUGUAGCAGCACGAACCAUAAAUGAACUUAUUUUCAUGAAAACGACCUGUAGAGACACAAAUCUCCCAGAAAGCACCUCUUUCAUGGUGAAUAUGCAGACCCUGCAUGAAGAACACUGUAGGCUCAAACCCGAUGCUCGUAGUUUACAACCAACCGUCGUGAUGUCGCGUCUACAGGAUUUCCACUUCCAGCUGUCGGUCCGAGGGUCAAACGUGUGUCCUGAAGCAUACCGAUUCUCACCAAAGAUCCAUGUGUGUGACUAUUUUCCUAACGAGGAUUUAUUUUGGAAUACGGUCCGUCAUCUGUACCGUCAGGCUUUCCCCUCUGCAUCUGUAGUCGUCUGUAAGCAGUCGGUGUUUCUUGUGACCUGUGAUCAUUAUUGUGUAGUGUCUGUGUGUAAACUUCUUCCCUCCUCCGAUGCUGGAAUUGUGAAAAAUGGUUUUUUUUUUGUUCUUCUUUGUGACUCACCGGGGCCACCGUAAGACACUUCACUGAUUAUGACAACGCCCUGGAUCAACACUGUAGCCACACCUUCACAAAAGACGACAAACUCACAAAAAAAACAACAACCUGCACUGUUAAGUGCCUCAGCUUGAAGUGGCAUCCACCAGCGGGCACUUGUUGAUGUCAUUGACAGUAUGUCCAUUUAUUUUUCACUUCUAUUUGGUAUUUUGGACUCCAAAACCUGAUGUUGGAUAUAUUAGCAGGAAACAUCCCCACAUCCUGCCGGCAAAACUGACCCAAACCAAAGUCACGAGCAAUACUCCUGAUCCGUCCUUUAACGUCACAACCAGGAGUUUGACCCGCUUUUGUCUUUCUUUUUCCAUUCUUGUCCCUCCACAAAGCUGUCUGAGGACUUUUUUUUUUGUAAACGUCCUCGUAAAGAUUGCCUGCUUGAAGGUUUCUUUCUACUAAAGAUGUCAACCGAUGAUGUCAUGCUUAAAAAAAAAGUGUGGACGGACUGAACUAGCACAGCGAGAAAUGAGCUGCUUCUGCUUGAUCCUUUGUAAAUCCUUGAUGAUGGUCCGCCCCCACCCCCCCCUCUCCAAGAAGGGGGGUUGUAGUUUCGGGUAUGUUCGAUGACCUUUUCUGGGUUUCUGCCCUCUCAACAAUCGUCCUGUGUGUGAAAUCCUUCACCAACAAGAACCACAACCUUGCAUGUACUUACCAGCACUGAAGCUGCACCUAGCAUGAUGACAAACUUUUAAGGGACUCUGUAGAAAAAAACCUGAUGACUAUAGAUAGAGAUAUAAAAUCUACAAAAAAAAUAAAAGAGUUCUUAGUUUA